AUGGCCUCCUCUUCCAAGCCUGCCGUGCUUAUGUUGGGCGACGUCGUCCAUGCCAAGGCCGAGUUUGCAGCGUUGUCCGACGUUGCCAAUGUCCGCUCUGUCACGUCCGGCACUCGCAAGGAGUUCCUCCGCGACCUCGACGCCGGUGUCUACAACGAUAUUGUCGCCAUUUCUCGCACCUACGACUCGGUGGCGAUUACCGGCCGCUUUGACCAGGAACUCGUGAGCCAUCUACCGCCGUCGGUGAAAUUUGUAUCGCACAAUGGCGCCGGCUACGACCAGAUCGACGUCAGUGCCUGCACGGCCCGCGGCAUCAGCGUGUCCAACACGCCCGGUGCCGUCAACGAUGCGACCGCCAAUACUGCCUUGUUCCUCAUUCUCGGUGCCCUGCGCCGCGCAUGGAUCCCCCAGACAGCCAUCCGUGCGGGCAAGUGGCGCGGUUCAUCGCCGCUGGGCCGAGAUCCGAACGGUCUUCGGUUGGGCAUUCUGGGCAUGGGCGGCAUCGGGGCUGCCACGGCCCGCCGGGCGGCCGCCUUUGGAUUUGUUGUGCAGUACCACAGCCGCAAGCCCGUGGCCGGCCCCGACGGCAACCUAGGCCAGUACGUGUCGCUUGACGAGCUGCUGCGCACGAGCGACGUUAUUUCGGUGCACGUGCCGCAGUCGCCCGCUACCAUCGGCUUGUUAAAUGAGGCAGCAUUCGCAAAGAUGAAGGAUGGUGUGAUUGUUGUCAACACAGCGCGCGGCCCCAUCAUUGACGAGGCAGCGCUGGUGCGGCACUUGGAGUCGGGCAAGGUGUGGAGUGUCGGCUUGGAUGUCUUCGAGCAGGAGCCCAAGGUGCAUCCGGGUCUGCUAAGCAACCCGCGUGCUGUGCUACUGCCACACGUGGGCACAUUUACGGUGGACACACAGAGGCGGAUGGAGGUGCUAGUGAUUGAUAAUAUCAAGAGUGCCGUGGCAGGGAAGGGAUUGUUGACACAGGUGCCUGAGCAGACGGUGCUCAAGGCGAGUUUAUAG
Molecule: messenger RNA, 1014 nt
Organism: Sporothrix brasiliensis 5110
Lineage: Eukaryota; Fungi; Ascomycota; Sordariomycetes; Ophiostomatales; Ophiostomataceae
Product: D-3-phosphoglycerate dehydrogenase
Exons: 1
Coding region: 1-1014 (337 amino acids)
Cellular component (GO): cytosol
Molecular function (GO): NAD binding; hydroxypyruvate reductase [NAD(P)H] activity; glyoxylate reductase (NADPH) activity
Source: RefSeq, a predicted model, not a curated record